AUGUUACUAGUUUGGUACUUUGUUGAUCACACUCAGUAUGCAGGGAUUCAGAAUUCUUCUAUCCAUGGAACAACAAGUGUGUUAGGGCCUACGCGUAUGGAUCAGUCAUUUGUUGUUUUGCCAGAACAAAUAAAUCAAUUGGCGAAUCUACCUCCUCGACCUCGUGGCGGAGGAGUUGUGCAGCCUGAGACAAGCCAGGGCGGGAAGAUGAUGGAAGAGUCAUUUGUGGUGUUGCCUCCAACUGCUGCAUCAGUGUAUAAAACUGACUCUGUGUCUGAUCUCUCUGGAACCCAUUUGCCAACAGCUGAAGGUGGAAAAACAAUCAAUCCUACUCAACACAAUGCUUCAGGAUUUAGUUCCACUAUAAUUGUCCUGCAACGUGCAUUUGAUAUUGCCACGAGCCAGACACAGGUGGAGCAACCUUUGUGCCUGGAGUGCAUGAGGGUAUUGUAAGAUAAGCUUGACAAGGAGGUUGAGGAUGUGAAUAGAGACAUACAAGCCUAUGAGGCAUGCCUUGAACGCUUGGAAGGAGAGUCAAUAAACGUUCUUAGUGAGGCAGAUUUUCUUAA
This is a messenger RNA of Impatiens glandulifera, 569 nucleotides long. RefSeq names its product beclin-1-like protein. The coding region runs from base 1 to 453 and encodes 150 amino acids. Gene Ontology annotation, biological process: autophagy; late endosome to vacuole transport; autophagosome assembly. Gene Ontology annotation, cellular component: phagophore assembly site; phosphatidylinositol 3-kinase complex, class III, type II; phosphatidylinositol 3-kinase complex, class III, type I. Lineage: Eukaryota; Viridiplantae; Streptophyta; Magnoliopsida; Ericales; Balsaminaceae. The record is from RefSeq and is a predicted model, not a curated record. The transcript is spliced from 2 exons.